Trichoderma gamsii is the source of this 3690-nucleotide messenger RNA. RefSeq names its product cellular morphogenesis protein. Lineage: Eukaryota; Fungi; Ascomycota; Sordariomycetes; Hypocreales; Hypocreaceae. Gene Ontology annotation, molecular function: protein binding. The transcript is spliced from 2 exons. The coding region runs from base 1 to 3690 and encodes 1229 amino acids. Gene Ontology annotation, biological process: positive regulation of establishment of bipolar cell polarity regulating cell shape. Gene Ontology annotation, cellular component: plasma membrane of growing cell tip. The record is from RefSeq and is a predicted model, not a curated record.
AUGCGAUUAUCUUCACAACGACGCCGACCGGCGCGACGCCCUCGGCUGAUCAAUUCGGCUGUUGCGACUCUGGCAUUUUUUGCCCCCUCAAGUACAUCCGCCUUUAAUAUUACUGCAGCUCCUGCCGCGGACCUCGAUUUCUCACAGCUGGGCAGCAUAGGCAUUGCCGGAGACUUCAACGGAAUCUCACUCUAUCAGUUCCAGGAGCAAAUCGCACAACCUUUGAGCACAAAUGGCAGCGAAUACCUGCUCACACAGCUGCCGAAUGGCGUCCUUGCUCCCAUUGCCGCAACCGACGCGUCUAUUCUGGCCAUGUGCUCACUGACACUCAAAGAUGGCGCCGAGGGCGUGGUGCUUGGAGGAAAUUUUACGAGCAUGGACGGCAUCAAGUCAACGGCCAUCGCCAUCUAUAAUGCGAACACAACAACUUUUACGCCACUCACGGGACUGGAAGGCGAAGUCAACGCUCUAUUGUGUGAUGAUUCCAAGGGAACUGUGUAUAUUGGUGGAAAUCUGAAAGGGGGUAACUCGACAAAUGCCAUUGCAUGGAAAGUGGACGGUGGCUGGGCAAACCUACCCUUUGCCGGCUUCAAUGCCCCUGUGAGCUCCAUCACAAAAGCCAGCAACGGGCAUGUUAUUUUUGGCGGAAGCUUCACUGGUCUAGGCAACGUGACUGCACCAAAUAAGCUUGAUGGCCAGGCUAUCAAUCUGUCCACGGCAAAUAUCUCGGCUGAGAAUACCGCAGUCACGAAAGGUUUCGACGACCCCAAGAGUGUUGUCUGUUCUGAUGGGUCUACCGGUUCCGGUAAGACCUGGUUGCUGCAGGACGAGACUCCUGGCACAUGGCAGGCGACUUUCGACUUUGGAUUUGAGCCCACGAAGCUGCGGCUUUGGAAUACGCAUCAAGAUGGACGGGGCACAAAAACAUUCCGCUUCGUCGCUUUACCGCUCGACGGCAUCAUGAACUUUACCUACAUCGAUCCUGCGACUGGCAAAAACUCUAGUUGUACAAGCGAGUGCCCGCUAAGCAACGACCCCAAAGUGAAAUUCCAAGACUUCCAUUUUGUCAAUAGGAUUGGCAUGGACUCUUUCCAGAUUGACAUUUCAGCCUGGUACGGAAAAGGAGCCGGUCUUAACAGCGUGCAGUUGUUUGAAGAUGACAUCUUCUCCUUCGCCGUCAACUCAUUCAACCAGCCGUCCUGCAACACCACUUUCCCUUCCAGCGCCACCUCCACAGGGCCUUUCAAGCAGUCGGCUUCUCUACAAAGCGAUUCAAAGUAUCUGACAGCACAGCUUUCAAGCCCCAUCACAUCGAAAUCUGCAUCCGUUGUUUUCGUGCCCAACAUUAUCGAAUCUGGCAACUAUUCCGUCAACAUGUAUACUCCUGGCUGCAUAGCAGAUAACUCGUGCCAGACUAGAGGUCGCGUUAACAUUACCGGCCUCAUGUCGACUGGCACUAUUCAAUCAGACUUCACUACUUCAAUCUUCCAAACCAACGACUUUGAUAAAUAUGACCAAAUCUAUUUCGGUUACAUUGAAAAGACCUCGGAUACGUUCAAGCCAAAAGUCACACUUACCCCCCUUGAUGGACAAGAUUUGAGCGAAAUGACCUUCGUUGCUCAAAAGGUUGGAUUCACCCUUCUUAACUCGACGGGGAAUCUCAACGGCCUCUUUGAUUUCGACCCGAGCAAGACAAAGAUUAGUGCGGACAGCUUGGACGAUUCGCCGGUCAACCAACUUGGCGCAAGCUUCGAUCAGAACACUGGCGUUAACUCCCUAGCAACAGCGGGAAAUGUAACCUUUAUCGGCGGUAACUUCACUUCGGAUGCGCACCAGAAUUUCGUCGCCAUCGAUACCAGCGGCAAGAUUAUGGACAUCAAUGGCGGUCUCAAUGGCCAAGUGCUGGACAUGUAUCUUCAAGACACGCAGUUAUUUGUGGGAGGAGACUUUACAGACCUGCGAAUCAAGGGGAAAAGCGGCCUUAACCACGUCGCUGUGUAUGACACCAAAAGUCAGGCUUGGAACCCAUUGGGCGCGGGUGUGAACGGCAGAGUCGAGCAGGUUGUGGCAUUCCAAGUUAAUAUUAGCAGCGUUACCGAAAAUGCCAUUGCCCUAACAGGUUCCUUCACUGAGUGUGAAGCUUUUGGCAAUUUCGAGGCGUUGUCUGUUGACGGCUUUGCGGUUUGGAUGCUAUCGGAAGGGAACUGGCUACAGAAUCUGCAAGGCGAAACCCCCAAUUUUGGUGGCAUGCUCACUGCUUCUCAAUUGAAUCUCACCACUGGCAAUUCCCUCUUUGCAGGCUCCAUGGAGUCUUCACAACUGGGAGCAAAUGGCGCUGUCACCUUGGCUGAUAAAGGCAUUGGCCAUUUUCCAGUCAACAUUCAGCCCAGAGUGCAGUCAUCGAGCAACAAGCGACGACGUGAUCUCUCUCCUGAACCCACGUCAGGUGUUCUCGCAGGCACGUUUUAUACCGGAAACAGCACCAAUAUCACAGUCCUCGCGGGCCACUUCUCAGCUCGAUCUCCCAACGGCACUACAAUUAACAACCUGGUACUCAUCGAUGGCUCAAACAAUGGCACCAUUAGUGGGCUCGGAUCCGGAAUAUCCUCCGAGUCGGUGUUCACCUCUGUUGCUCUUCUCGGGAGCGUCCUUUACGCUGGCGGCAACGUCACUGGCACUGUUGAUGGCAGCGGUAUUGGUGGACUCAUCGCUUAUGAUAUUGAAGCCAAGUCCUUCUCCAAGCAGCAACCUGCGUCACUACAAGGUGGAAACCACACAGUCUCCGUCGUCACUGUUCGACCGGAUACUACAGACGUCUAUGCAGGUGGCUCAUUUCAGAAAGCAGGCGCGCUAGACUGCCCUGGUGUUUGUACGUAUGAUACCAACACUGCUCAGUGGUCCAGGCCCGGCACCACUUUGGCUGGGCGAGUUAGCAGCUUCCUGUGGUACAGCAAGAGUCAAUUGAUUGCUGGCGGUGAUCUCCGUACCAACGGUAGCGACACAAGAUUCCUUGCCCUAUACGACGCCGAGAAGCAGACUUGGACGGACUUUGCAGGUGCUACUCAGAUCCCCGGCCCUGUCAACGCCAUCACGGCCGGCUCAAACGACAAUAGUCAGAUCUGGGUCUCGGGCAACUCACCGAAUGGAUCCGCCUUUAUCAUGAAGUAUGACGGCAAACAAUGGCAGAGCCCUGAUGUGCCACCUCCUCAGGGCAGCAUUAUACAGAGUCUGCAGGUUUUUACGGUCACCAAAGCUCAUGCCUCGUCGAAUCUUCUUGACGAUCAGCAAGUAUUGAUGCUCACCGGUUCUAUGCCCUUUGCCAAUGUUGGAAUGGCUUCGGCCGUCAUUUACAACGGCACCGACUACCUCCCUUUUGCUCUGACCAGCACUGAUACUGGAGCUGGAAGUAUUGCCAGGAUAUUUUCGCAAAAAGAUAACUUCUUUACACAUAGCAAAAAACACUUGGCACUUGUCUUCGUCGUUCUAAUCGGCCUUGCCAUUGCACUGGCACUCAUUCUUAUCCUGGUCGCUUCAGGAAUCAUUCUUGAUCGGAUACGCAAGAAGCGCGAAGGAUAUACGCCAGCACCAACCUCCAUGUAUGAUCGUGGAAGCGGCAUUCAACGGGUCCCGCCGCGUGAACUGCUGGAGCAACUCGAGAGGAGCCGACCUGGCGAGGCCCCGCACGUAUGA